CUUCGGCUACCGUAGCCGGGUCCUCCACGGAUUUGUGCGCCUGCGCACUGCGGGAAGGCUCUCCAUUUCGGCGUGAACCGGGAAGGACGUUGGGGUGGAGGACAUUCACGACCAUGAGUUCCGGAACGUUGCCUAAACCUCAGAUGCGUGGUCUUCUGGCCAAGCGCCUGCGGGUUCACAUUGUUGGCGCUUUCGUCAUGGCCCUGGGAGUGGCUGCUGCCUAUAAGUUUGGCGUGGCUGAACCCAGAAAGAAGGCGUAUGCAGAUUUCUACAGGAAGUACGACUCCAUGAAGGACUUCGAAGAGAUGAGGAAGGCUGGCAUCUUCCAGAGUGCGAAGUGAUGUCAGAAUGUUCAGACUUAUUUGGAUUGCACUCAAAAGAAGUUCGUCACUGACCUGUGUUCCUGAACUGUGAAACAUGAAUAUGUGGGCUAAAGAAUAGUUUCUCAAUAAACAAUUAACAGUUAUAUGACA
This is a messenger RNA of Microtus ochrogaster (prairie vole), 473 nucleotides long. It is a transcript of the gene Cox6c, whose product is annotated as cytochrome c oxidase subunit 6C. The record is from RefSeq and is a predicted model, not a curated record. NCBI's taxonomy places the organism in Eukaryota, Metazoa, Chordata, Mammalia, Rodentia, Cricetidae.